AUGAGGGGUUACGAGAGUAUCCUCUCUUGUUUGCAGCGGAAAUUAAAAGGAGAUAUUUCAGCUGUGCUAGAGUACUUCGAGAAGCCAUGCGAGGAUAUGUGGAAUGAAGAAUGCGAUCUUGUAGAGGUUAUCGAGAGCGAAAAAAGUGAGUGGGAACUGCGGCUGAAUGGACCAUUAUCACUGAUGGGGUCCAAAUACAUAUCAGCGCAGUAUGGCCAGCGUGCGCGAGAAAUCCAAAAGUACGCCUACAACAUGUCGUGGGAACAAGAGCAGAGAGAGUUUAUGGGAUACAAUCCGAACAAUACGCCGAGCUGGGAAUUCUACCUGAUGAUGCAGAUUGGGUUGUUUAACAAUGGGUCGUUUAGACAAAAGUUUCAUUGGGAGGCGAGAGAAAUCCCCGAGGUGAACAUGCUUCCACACUGGUUGCGGUUGCAGAAUGUGUAUAUGGAGUUGCCUGGUGAACAUAUUCCGUUGUACAUGUACAGUGCAGUGUUAUUCGGACAGGUGCGGGGGUAG
This is a messenger RNA of Lachancea fermentati, 516 nucleotides long. The record is from the annotation of a GenBank genome assembly. Lineage: Eukaryota; Fungi; Ascomycota; Saccharomycetes; Saccharomycetales; Saccharomycetaceae.